Molecule: messenger RNA, 2391 nt
Organism: Prinia subflava (tawny-flanked prinia)
Lineage: Eukaryota; Metazoa; Chordata; Aves; Passeriformes; Cisticolidae
Product: mas-related G-protein coupled receptor member B4-like
Exons: 1
Coding region: 60-971 (303 amino acids)
Biological process (GO): G protein-coupled receptor signaling pathway
Cellular component (GO): membrane
Molecular function (GO): G protein-coupled receptor activity
Source: RefSeq, a predicted model, not a curated record
CCCCAUCCACUCUGACCACAGCCAGGGGCCACAUCCCACUGCCUGCCCAGCGUCCAUCCAUGGAGGUGACCACCGUGUCCCCAUCUCCCGCCUCAGCCACUGAAGGGGACAAUCUCUGUGACAUAGAUGUCACCAGCGUGGCCAUACACAGUGUGACACUGCUCAUCAGCCUCUGUGGGCUGGUUGGGAAUGGGGCUGUGCUCUGCCUCCUCAGCCUGAAUGACCGUAACAAGGGCAUCUUUGACCUGGCUUUUGCUGAAUUCCUCUUCCUGCUCUUCACAGUCCCCUCUGCCCUCCUCUUCCUGGUGGAGGACGUGUCCUGCUCUCCUAUCAUGUCCCUGCUGUACUUGAGUUUCCUUUUCCAGCUGUCAGUGCUCUCCUAUUACUGGGUGCUGUACCGGCUGACAGACAUCGGCACUGUGCUGAAUAUUUUCAAACUCUGCUGCCGCUGCAACCUGCCUCUGCGCCUGUGGUGGUUGGUGGACAGUGUUGAAUUCUGGGCCUUCUUUGCUCUCUUCACUUUCAUUUCUGCAGUGACAAACCUGUGCCCAUCACACCAGCAGGAGCACUGCAGGGCAGCUCUCAUCUCUGUGUACACCCUCAUCCUGCUCCUCUUGGCUGUACCCAUGCUCAUUUCCCGCACAAUCGACUUCAUUAAGGCCAAGUGGGGCUCCAAGAAGCUGAAAUUCAAGAGACACGACAUCGUUGUCUUCCUCAUUGUUCUCUUCAUUGUCCUUCUCAUCCUCUGCAAUUUCCUGCAGGAGCUUGGCUACAUCGUUGUGUCUUCCCAGGGCUUUUCCCUGCUCAACUGCAUCCACAGCAGCAUCAAACCCUUCAUCUACUUCUUGGCAGGAGGUUUCCAGAGGCCGUGCUCCCUGAAAUCCCUCCGGCUCUCCCUCCAGAGGGUCUUGGAUGAGCAGGAAGAAAAAGAUGCCCACAGCAGUAAUGGCUGCAUGGACACAGUGAUCUGAGCCAGGUGAUCCCUUCCCCUGCUCUGCUGAAGGACCCUGGCAGAGUGGCUCAGGCUUUCCUUGAGCCACCUGAUCAAGAAAUACCCACAGGAUGCCCCUCCCUGUGGUGCUGUUUUCCUGCAGGAGAAGGCAGCAGGGGCAGUGCCUUGGGUGAUUUUUGAGGGAUGCUCUGCAGGGAGCUCAUUGGAGCAUGGCUUUCCUCCUCCCUGCUGGAUGCACAUGGCUCCAGGCAGAGCAGCUGGGCUCAGUUCUGUUCCCCAGCUCUAUUCCCCAGGGAAAGAUCCUCCUUGCCUCAGCCCCAGGGAAUGAACUCCAUCUCCUCUGGCUACACACAGCAGUUUCCUGGUGUUUUCAGGGAUCUCUUGCCUGCAAAGGAUGUGACACCUUAAGGCCUGGGGACACACCCAGCACGGGGUGCUGCUCAUUUCCCAAAUCCCUGCAGGGCUGGUGCCUCUGGAUGGCAGGAGAGGGGCUGGGAUCACAGGGAGCAUCCUUCCCCUUCUGUCUGGCAGAGCCGUGUUGCCCUGGUUUUUCUGAGAUUUUUUAAAACCUUCUACUUGCUUAUAAGAUGGAGUCAGUCCUUCAGCUACUGUUGUAAUAUUAAGGGUCAGUUUUUCACUUUCUCACGCUUUGGAACAUAAACAACCUUUCUUGUUUUUGUUCACUGUCCUUUGCUUACAUAUUUCCAGCCUGAAAACAAUGUUGGUUGACAGCUGGUCUGGCCAGUGGGGUGAAGGGGUAGUAAGCCCAGGAGCCAAUGUGCUUCCAGACCCACAAUAUUAUAAAAGGAAAAGAAAUAAAGAGGCUGGCGCCUUUUUUCGGUGGGGAGCAGCUUUCACUGAAGACCUCUGCCUCCGUGUCGUUGAUUUUUGCGUUCCGGGCAACAGAGCCGGCCCUGCAUUCCCAGCUGAUGGGGAGAGACACCAGGAAGGGCUGCAGAGCUGGGCAGGGACAGCAACAUUCCCUUCUUCUUUCAGGGGGCAUUUGUCACAUUCUUGAAUUCCAGAAUUCAAUCCUUCUGAGUAAAGGGCAGGGUCGAUGGUGAACUCCUCUGAACCCUUGUGCCUGAGACCAAAAGGAAUAUGGAAUAUGGAAAUUCCCAUCCCCAGAUGCUUGGACCACUGAAUUUCACAGGAAUUAGGGGGUUCUGCUGCUGUUCUGCAGAAUGGGGCCAUCCACUGGUUCACAGCAUCCAAGUCCAAGGAAGCCCUGGAGCACCUCCAUCCUCAACCUGGCCACCCUCGGGAGGAGCUGCACAGCGACUCUGCACAGCAGCUUCAGCCAAAAUCCAUCCUGAACUCAUCUGUGUCGAUUUGUAACCACUCCUGAAUUGAUUUUGCAUUUUUAUGUCUCUUGUUUGUUUCACUUCUAGUAACUCCAAACCCAACAUUUCUUGAAUAAACAACAUCCAGGCUUUGCU